CCCCUUAGUCGUCCCAAUCUACCCUCCUCGCCGCCAACCUCUAACCUCCGCUGGUUUCUUUAUCCCUCCGGCCGAUCAUGGCUUCUAUUUGCUCUAAACCGCUGCUUUUCAAAACCCUAAGCUCCGUUCCAUCACGACUAAGCUCUCGGCAGAAGCCCGCAAGCCUCCGCUGCUCCGCCGCCCGGCCACCGCAUCCCCGAAGCUAUAGCAUCACUCUCCUUCCCGGCGAUGGAAUCGGACCAGAGAUCGUUUCCAUUGCCAAAGAGAUCCUUGCUGUGGCUGGAGCUCAUGAAGGAAUCGAGUUUAGUUUCAACGAGAUGCUGAUGGGCGGAGCGGCGAUUGAUGCUGUUGGUGUACCGUUGCCGGAGGAGACUUUGGCUGCCGCUAAGCAUUCGGAUGCUGUUCUUUUGGGAGCUAUAGGGGGGUAUAAGUGGGAUGGGAAUGAGAAGUCGCAGAAACCUGAGACAGGGCUUCUUCAGCUCAGGGCUGGGUUAGGCGUAUUUGCAAACUUGAGGCCAGUUUCCUUAUUGCCACAGUUGGUUGACUCUUCAACUUUAAAGAAAGAGGUUGUUGAGGGAGUUGACUUGAUGGUAGUUAGAGAGCUUACUGGAGGGAUUUAUUUUGGAGAACCUCGGGGAUUUGGGACUAAUGACAAGGGCGAGCACAUUGGCUUCAAUACUGAAGUAUACUCUACAUUUGAGAUUGAUCGUAUUGCACGCGUAGCUUUUGAGGUUGCUCGAAAGCGACGGAGCAAGCUGUGUUCGGUCGACAAAGCAAAUGUUUUGGAGGCAUCAAUGUUUUGGAGGAAAAGAAUCGGCGAAAUUGCAUCGGAAUACACCGAUGUAGAAAUCUCUCACAUGUAUGUUGAUAAUGCAGCAAUGCAAUUGAUUCGAGAACCAAGACAGUUUGACACUAUAGUCACUAACAACAUAUUUGGUGAUAUAUUAUCUGAUGAGGCUUCCAUGAUCACCGGAAGCAUUGGAAUGCUUCCAUCUGCCAGCGUCAGCGAAUCGGGACCUGGUUUAUUUGAACCAAUUCAUGGUUCAGCUCCCGAUAUCGCAGGGCAGGACAAGGCAAAUCCAUUAGCUACUGUGCUCAGCGCUGCAAUGUUAUUGCGAUAUGGUCUCGGCGAAGAGAAUGCUGCGAGGAGGAUUGAGGCUGCUGUGGUCGAAACGCUCAAUAAAGGAUUCCGGACCGGUGAUAUUUAUUCUUCUGGAAUGGUGCUUGUGGGUUGUAAGAGAAUGGGAGAGGAAGUACUGAAAUCUGUGGAUUCACAGAAGCCUGUUGGUGCCAUAAGCUGAGAUGAGCUGCUUACAGGUAAUAAAAAUGUGCUGGAAAUAAACAUAUUCUGCAUUUUUUUUUUUUCUAUUCUUAUUUAUUUCUCUUUCUUUGGUAAUAUGAAAGAUUUUUAUUUAAAUCUUUGGGUUUUUUACAUAUCAACCACACAAAACAUUGAAUAUAACAUUUUAACCAAUCAAAUUUUAAAUAUAAUAUUUCAAUCAUUUUUUUCAUUGCAACCAUCCUCUUUUACCCACUUGUAAAGGCUUUUAGUGAAAGUUUUGGGCAGUUAAAAUGUUAUAUUUAAAAUUUUCAGGGGUUAAAAUGUUAUAUUUAAAAUGUGGGUGGGUGGCUAUAAUAUUAUAUUCAGUGU
This is a messenger RNA of Phalaenopsis equestris, 1651 nucleotides long. RefSeq names its product 3-isopropylmalate dehydrogenase 2, chloroplastic-like. The coding region runs from base 78 to 1301 and encodes 407 amino acids. The record is from RefSeq and is a predicted model, not a curated record. Gene Ontology annotation, molecular function: magnesium ion binding; NAD binding; 3-isopropylmalate dehydrogenase activity. Gene Ontology annotation, biological process: L-leucine biosynthetic process. Lineage: Eukaryota; Viridiplantae; Streptophyta; Magnoliopsida; Asparagales; Orchidaceae. The transcript is spliced from 11 exons.